Molecule: messenger RNA, 1829 nt
Organism: Eriocheir sinensis (Chinese mitten crab)
Lineage: Eukaryota; Metazoa; Arthropoda; Malacostraca; Decapoda; Varunidae
Exons: 3
Coding region: 687-1829 (380 amino acids)
Molecular function (GO): protein binding
Source: RefSeq, a predicted model, not a curated record
AGGAGGCAGCUCAAGGGCAGACAAAGCAAAGAAUAAACAAAAAGCCCGCCGGCGACGCUCCUACAAAGAGUUGAUGGCAGGGAACGAGGCUACUGUUACGGGCUGCUUCUGGGCGCCUGCUCGGCGGGCCCGUGCCUCCGUCGCUGCUCGACGGCUGCUACUCGUGUCUGUGGCGGCGGCGGAGGUAUCCCCACCCCCGUAACGAGCUUUGCAUCGCUCGCUCCUCCUUACAGGGCCGCCUUUUGGCCAAAGGCCCUGUCCCCCUAUUAAAGGGGAAAAGCUCUAAGACAAGAGGGUCAAAACACAAUGGAAAGGUGUCUUGACUGCUGAUGCUCCUCUUUAAAGUGUUAAGUCACAGCCAGAAGGAAGCAGUGAUGGAGGGAAGGCCCCUUGAAAGUGUUAAGUUACAGACAGAAGGAAGCAGUGAUGGAGGGAAGGCCCCUUGAAAGUGUUAAGUCACAGCCAGAAGGAAGCAGUGAUGGAGGGAAGGCCCCUUGAAAGUGUUAAGUUACAGACAGAAGGAAGCAGUGAUGGAGGGAAGGCCCCUUGAAAGUGUUAAGUUACAGACAGAAGGAAGCAGUGAUGGAGGGAAGGCCCCUUGUAAGUGUUAAGUUACAGACAGAAGGAAGCAGUGAUGGAGGGAAGGCCCCUUGAAAGUGUUAAGUUACAGACAGAAGGAAGCAGUGAUGGAGGGAAGGCCCCUUGAAAGUGUUAAGUCACAGCCAGAAGGAAGCAGUGAUGGAGGGAAGGCCUCUAUAAAGCAUGCAGUCAUAGGCGACAAGGCCAGGUUACUCAAAUCCCUGAGGCACCUCUCCAAGAAGGCCAUCAACAAGACCUUCCCCAGGUCCUUCUACACUGCCUUGCACCUCGCGACCGAGAACAACUUCCCCAAGCUGAUGACCGCCCUGCUGGAGGCCGGCGCGGACCCCAACAACCAGGACCACUCACGGAGCAUGUUCUGUCCCCUUCACUACGCCGCCCAGAAAGGUAACGCGGAGGUGGUCAAGGCCCUCGUGGAGAAAGGUGCCAACCCCAAUGCCAAGGAAGGGCAGUUUGGCAACACGGCCCUCCACCUCCUCGCCAAACACUUUAAGACCGACGAAGACUCCUACAAGGCCUGUCUAGAUGCCCUCCUGGCCUGCAACAAGACUUUCGUGGUUGUCCUCAACUUGAAGAGACAGUCUCCGCUCUCCAUGGCCACCCACAGGGGCUGUAGCCACAUGGUGAAGCAGCUUAUAUACAAGGGGGCGAACAUUAAGGUAACUUAUGGCAACGGAACCAUUGAGGAUCUUAUCAAGAAUGAGUUAUCUGACUUGCUGGACUCCAUCGACUCCUCCGCCAUCGUUGAGCCACAAAGGCACCUCAGCGAGGUGCUCUACAACGCUCUGAUCCGCCGUGACAUUGAACUCUUUCGGGAGAUCCUGGACGAGACUGAGGAAGACGAGUCACAGUCCAUGAAGUCAGCACUGAAGAAGGACCACGGGAAGUACACGCUGCUGAUGUAUGCAUGCAAGGAAGGACUGACGGACUUUGUGAAGGAGUUGCUGAAGCGCGGUGCUGACCCUUCACAGCAGGACCAGACCAGCAAGAUGAACCCGAUCCUAUUCGCAGCACAGCACGGCUACUACAAAAUGCUCAGGCUCCUGCUGCUGGCGCUGAGCGGCCAGGAUGACCCGAACACAGACUGCAGGAAGGUGAAGGCCGCCCUAAAGAAGACAGAUGACAGGGGGCAGACGGCUCUGCACAAGGUAGUCAGGAGGGAGUAUGACAAUAAAGAAGAAGGCGUUGAUUACUCCAAGUGUCUGGAGCUGCUACUAGACAAGAAAUGA